CUAUACACGAUUGAUUAAUGAUAACAACUCUGGAAAAGAUUUUGAAGUUACGCUGUCUCGAAUUGGAAGGAAUUCAUUCUGGGAUAUUUCUUUUCACGGGAAAUGCGAGGAUGGAUUCUAUUUCCAAUGGAAACUGAGCUGGUCUGCGAGUUACACCUCAGUGAAGUCAGCCACUAC
Messenger RNA from Dentiscutata heterogama, 177 nucleotides. The record is from the annotation of a GenBank genome assembly. NCBI's taxonomy places the organism in Eukaryota, Fungi, Glomeromycota, Glomeromycetes, Diversisporales, Gigasporaceae.